Molecule: messenger RNA, 1030 nt
Organism: Sphaeramia orbicularis (orbiculate cardinalfish)
Lineage: Eukaryota; Metazoa; Chordata; Actinopteri; Kurtiformes; Apogonidae
Gene: atp5if1a
Product: ATP synthase inhibitory factor subunit 1a
Exons: 3
Coding region: 83-409 (108 amino acids)
Biological process (GO): negative regulation of ATP-dependent activity
Cellular component (GO): mitochondrion
Molecular function (GO): ATPase inhibitor activity
Source: RefSeq, a predicted model, not a curated record
CUGAAACCAAUUUAAAUUUCCGCAUUUGGGUUGUAGGUUCAUUUCUGCUCUGUGUCACUUUGUAGGAAGUUUAUUAGAGAUAAUGUCAAGGUUUCUGUUGAGAACCAACGUGAGGGGCAGCAUCGCCUCUCAGAUCAGAAUGAUGUCUGAUCAGCUUGGUGAGUUGGGGAAGGGAGCAGGAAAAGGUGGAGGUGGUGGAGGGUCUGUGCGGGAGGCAGGAGGUGCCUUUGGAAAGAGAGGAGCGGCAGAAGAGGAGCGAUACUUCAGGCAGAAGGAGAGGGAGCAGAUGGAGGCGCUGAGGAAGCACCAUGCAGAGGAGAUUGAGCACCACAAAAAGGAGAUUGGGCGCCUAAAGCAGGAGAUUGAACGCCAUAUGGGAAAAAUCAGAAAGCUCUCACACGAUGACUAAACCCCAGAGACCUCCUAUCUUAGUGCAAAAUUGGUGAUUAUCAGACCCUGAUUUACUGCUGGUCAAGGCCUUUAUGUGGCUCAGUACUGUCCAUGUAAUCAUUAUAAAUAAUAAAAUACUCCAUUUUUCACUUAUGGUCUGAAUUACAGAUUCAUUUGCACAUUAUGUCUCCUUUUGUAACAGUCAAUGUGUAAAAUAUUCUUUGAAUAACUGUGUAUUGACUGUACAGAAAAGUAAAUCUAAAACCAUGAGUUCAGCUUCUGUGGUUGCAUCAUGGACUGUCUUUGUCUCCUUACAGUUAAGAGUUGGAUUAAAAAAUGAAGGUGUGGUCGUACUGCAAGCUGCUCCUUUACACUGUUGUUGUCACUUAGCUGUGUUUUCACAAAUCUCUUUGUGGUUGUCUUAAGAACCCAGAGCUAUUUUUGUCUUUGUGUGUAGUGAGGGUGUAGUUCAAAUAUUUAUCUGAGCUGUGUUUAGGUCUUAUGUCUGGCUGCACUUCCUUGUAUGUGAUUCUUGAGAGUCUGGGGGAGGACAUUGCAUUUUAUAAUCUCUGCCUGUUCCACUUAAUUCUGCUUAACUUUGUUCUGUUUUCCUCGUUAGACAGCCUUUUGUCUGCAUUCU